Messenger RNA from Syngnathus typhle (broad-nosed pipefish), 3353 nucleotides. RefSeq names its product carnitine palmitoyltransferase 2 (gene cpt2). Gene Ontology annotation, cellular component: mitochondrion. The transcript has 8 exons. Gene Ontology annotation, molecular function: carnitine O-palmitoyltransferase activity. NCBI's taxonomy places the organism in Eukaryota, Metazoa, Chordata, Actinopteri, Syngnathiformes, Syngnathidae. Gene Ontology annotation, biological process: fatty acid beta-oxidation. Bases 553 to 2559 code for a protein of 668 amino acids. The record is from RefSeq and is a predicted model, not a curated record.
UCGGAAAAAAUAUAGGGCGCACAUUCCUAAACGACACAAGAGAUGGCAACACUGCCAUCUGCUGGCCAAAAAGGUCGCACUGUGGCGGCGAUAUGCUGAACUCAUUCUUCUGUGUACUUUAUGGACCAUAUGUAUGACAUAUAGUUAGGCAAAUACUAAUUUUACUUAUUUAUACUUAAUAAAAACGUGUGAAUUCCUUGACUUGGCAAGUUGAGCGUUCACGUGGGCGUGGUCUAACGAAGCAAGUCGUAUACGUUCAUAAGUCACAUGAUACGAAUGAACACCUUAACUUUUUCGUUUCUCUUUUUCAAUCGAUACGCGUGUUAAUCUCUUUAGAGCCUUGUGCCAGAUUCAAGCGUCUGGCAAAGUUUUGUAACAAGCUUAAAAGUGAUACGAUAAGAAGCCUUUCAGUUUAUUAGCGAGUUUGCUACGGAAGCCGUUUGCUUAGCAGUGGUUGCUAAGGGGUUAGCUUCAUUCAGGUGGCAGCUGUCGCUUGUUCUGUGACCGCCUCGUCCAAUAAGUCUUUGAGUGCGCGGUUUCCUCUCCCGCGUCAUGGCCAAAGUGCUCUCCGUAGAUACUUUGAGAAAACCCGCUGUUUUUUUACAUUCAAGAUGGUUCUGCUGGCCAUUAAGCAGGCGAAAAUACGGCAGCAAUGACGAGACUUCUUCCUCGUCGUCAUCACAGUAUUUGCACAGAAGCCUUGUGCCUACUAUGCACUACCAGAAGAGUUUACCAAGGUUGCCUGUGCCAAAACUUGAGGACACCAUCAGGAGGUACCUAGCCGCUCAACAGCCUCUCCUGGAUGACCAACAAUUCAGAAACACUGAAAGGGUGGCGCAGGACUUCCUGGCUGGUGAAGGAAAAAGGCUUCAAGAGGUGUUGCUGGCCCAAGACAGAAAAAACAAGCACACCAGCUAUAUUUCAGGCCCGUGGUUCGACAUGUACCUGUCGGCGCGUGAUCCGGUGGUGCUGAACUUCAACCCCUUCAUGUCGCUGAACGACGACCCUAAGACCGAGUACAACGGGCAGCUCGUGCGCGCCAGCAACAUGGUGUGCUCGGCCGUGCGCUUCAUGAAGACGCUGCGCGCUGGGCUGCUGGAGCCCGAAGUAUUCCACCUGGACCCAGCCCGCAGCGACACGGACGCCUUCAAGAAACUGAUCCGCUGGGCGCCCACCUCGCUUGCCUGGUACGGCGCCUACAUGCUCAAGGCCUUCCCGCUGGACAUGUCACAGUACUUCCGCCUUUUCAACUCCACGCGCGUCCCGCACCCCGGCCGGGACCAGCUCUUCACCGACCCCGCCGGGCGGCACCUGCUGGUCAUGAGGAAAGGCAACAUGUACGUCUUUGACGUGCUCGAUCCCGCCGGCAAAAUGCUGCCACCGGCUCGGAUACGCGACAACCUGAGCUACAUCUUGUCAGAUGGCACGCCGGCGCCUGACUUCCCGCUGGGGGCACUGACGGCGGAGAACCGUGACGUGUGGGCGGGGCUGAGGGACAAGCUGCUUGCCACUGGCAACGGUGAGGUCCUCAAGACCGUGGACAGCGCCCUCUUCUGCUUGUGCCUGGACGACGUCACGCUAAGAGACAGCGUGGACGCCUCGCACAACAUGCUGCACGGUGACGGCGUCAACAGAUGGUUUGACAAGUCGUUCAGCAUCAUUGUGGCCCGCGAUGGCCACGCCGCCAUCAACUUUGAGCACUCGUGGGGCGACGGCGUGGCCGUGCUGCGCUUUCUCAACGAAAUCUACAAAGACACCACUCAGAAGCCGCUCGUGCACCCCGACCAGGCUGCUGCUGGUGCUAGCUCGGCGUCAGAUGUGCGCCGGCUAAGCUUCCAGCUGGAUGACUCGUUGCGCGAUGGCAUCAAGAAGGCCAAAGCUGGAUUUGACGCCGCCGUGUCCCGGCUCACCAUCGACGCCAUGCAGUUUACAGGUGGUGGCAAGGAGCGUCUGAAGGCGGCCAAGCUGAGCCCGGAUGCGGUGGCACAGCUGUCCUUCCAGAUGGCCUUCCUGCGGCAGUACGGCCAGACGGUGGCUACCUACGAGUCAUGCAGCACGGCCGCCUUCAGGCACGGCCGCACCGAAACCAUUCGACCCGCCAGUGCCUUCACCAAGCGCUGCGCUCACGCAUUCGUCAACGAGCCGGCCCGACACGCCGCCAGCGAAUUGCUGGACAUGUUGCGCCACUGCUCGGACUAUCACAGCCAACUCACCAAGGAGGCUGCCAUGGGCCAAGGUUUCGACCGGCACCUGUUCGCCCUGCGCUGCCUGUCAGCAGAGGCCUGGCGUCCGCCGCAUGACCUCUACGCCGACCCCGCCUACGCUGCCAUCAACCACAACAUCCUGUCCACCAGCACACUGUCCAGUUCAGCUGUGCGCCUGGGCGGCUUUGCUCCGGUGGUACCUGACGGCCUGGGUGUGGGCUACGGUGUCCACGACAACUGGAUCGGCUGCAACGUCAGCGGCUACCCGGCUCGGGACGUCCCGGGUUUCCUGCGCUGCGUGCACCGAUCCUUGGAGGACAUCUUCAAUGUCUUGGACGGGAAGGCGCUCAACUGACAGCGUCUGGGCCACUCGCCUGUAGCAUUAAGUGGAAAUCAUGUGAUUGUACGUCAAGUCACACGACUGGGAAAUCAUCACAUUGUCAUGGUUACUGGUUACUAUCGUGUCAUUGAAUUUGUGUCAGUAAAAUGUAUUUGUAUAGCAGAUGGACGAGCAAAAAAUUGGGGGAAAAAAAAAAGGAGUCAAGAAUUUUGGUCAUGCAGUUUCCCCAAAAUGUCGUAUGUUCAACAUUACAUUACCGUAUUUUCCGCACUAUUUUGAAAUGAAAUAGCCUCGCGGGUAUAAAAACUAUUUGGUGACGCUUCCUGACUACAGUUGCCGUAAUGUUGGGAAGCGAUGCAACCUUGUAAUUUACUAGUCGUACUAAAACGUACUGAAACAUUUUGGCAGAGCAGUGUACAACCAGUAUGGAUUAACAAAUUCAUCAAUUGAUUCAUAUAUAAGGCGCUUUGCAUUAUAAGGCGCACAGUUUUUUUUUAGUAAAAUGUAAGUUUUUAGGUGCGCCUAAUAGUGCGGAAAAUAUGGUAAUUGGAAUUUGGAGGGAAAAGGCCUUUACAUAUUCAAGAAAAAAAAUAGCCGGAGAGUAGUCUACUGUUUUGGGGGAAAAUUGGUGACCAUUUGAGGAAAAAAAAACUCUUUACAUAGUAUUUCAAGGAAAAAGUUUAAUUUGGGAGUUAAGUGUUUCCCACAAUGAGUCAGUUUGGAUUAGCCGUAAACUGGAAAAAUGAAAAUUUGAGAAAAAGUUGUGUUCAAUUGUACACUAGAAAACUAAAAAGAAAAUUAUGACAGAA